UCCUGUUAGAAACGGCUCAGCCUGGGCCAUUCUCUUUAGUGUUUGCCCUGUCUUCCUUUUACGAUUACAGCAAUAUUUAAAAGAAAAAGAACAGAAGACAAAAAGGAAACCCAAAUCGCCCAAAGCGAUUAACUGGUCGCGUGCAGCCUCACCCUGAUCACAUGGAAUAACGCACUCAUAUCUAUUGGACUAACGGAUAAGAAGAAAGAGCUUUGGUGAUUAACUUAAACUUUUGCUGCAGUUCUGUCAUCAAAAGUUUUGUCUUGGAAGCAAAGAUGUCCCAAAUUCAGGUCCAGAGUACAGCUCUUACUCUCUCCACAGGCAACCCUCUGCAAAAUAACUCGCAACCAAUGAAGCCUCUUAUUCCUCAGCCUAUGAUGAGUAUUCCUUCUGUACCAGGGUGUCUGCCAUCUGAGAAUGCUGGACAUCCAGUUAAAAGCUCAUCCUUACCAUCGUCUUCUGCUACCCCCAUUAGUACAGCUGUAGUUCCCCACAUGGCAAACCCCAAAGAGAAAACCCCAAUGUGUCUUGUGAAUGAGUUAGCCAGGUUCAAUAAAGUCCAGCCUGUAUAUAAACUUUUAAGUGAACAAGGACCAGCUCACUCCAAGAUAUUUGCAGUACGAUUGGCUUUAGGAGAUCAGUGCUGGGAAGCUGAGGGAACCAGUAUAAAGAAGGCACAACAUGCAGCCGCUGCCAGUGCACUGGCUGAAACCACUUUGCCAAAGCCCAGUAUUCGUUCACCUCGCCACACAGGCAGGAAUUCAGUUUCACAUCUAACAAUGAUGACAUCACGAAAACAUCUUAUCUUUCAUGAAGAUUUGAGUCGGACUUUUCAACAUUCUGAAAACAGUUUAAACCAAACAGUGGAGUUAAAUGCACUCUGCAUGAAAAUUGGAAAAAAACCUAUUUACAAACCCAUUGAUCCCUACCCUGGAAUGAGGCCUAAUUUUAACUAUAAUGUCCGGGCCCCAGGCCCUUAUCCAAGGUAUUAUUAUCCCUUUCCACCAGUUGGCCCAGUCCUCUACCAGAUGGAAUUAUCAAUUGGAGGACAGCAAUUUCAUGGCAAAGGAAGAACCAGACAAGCAGCAAAGCACGAUGCAGCUGCUAAAGCAUUAAAAUUUUUGCAGAAAGAACCUCUGUUAGAAAAAAAAUCAGAGAUCAAUGGUGGCGAAUCAGAUCAAAAUCUAAACAAAUCUGAAAUAAGUCAAGUAUUUGAAAUUGCACUGAAACGGAAUAUGCCUGUCAACUUUGAGGUUACUAAGGAGUCUGGCCCCCCGCACAUGAAAAGUUUUGUUGUGCGCGUUUCUGUAGGAGACUUUUAUGGUGAUGGAGAGGGAAAAAGUAAAAAGAUUGCCAAGAAAAAUGCAGCGACUGCUGUCCUCAAGGAGCUUAAAAAACUCCCUUCACUACCCUUGGUUGAAAAGGUCCAACCACGCAUUAAAAAGAAAUCAAAGUCAAUAGUCAAGCUUCAGACCAGCCCAGAAUAUGGUCAAGGAAUGAAUCCCAUCAGUCGACUAGCUCAAAUUCAGCAGGCAAAGAAAGAAAAGGAGCCGGAGUACACAUUAAUUACAGAGAGGGGUCUUCCUAGGCGCAGAGAAUUCAUUAUGCAGGUUAAAAUCAAUGAUCAGACUGCCGAAGGGGUGGGUCCUAACAAGAAGGUUGCUAAGCGUAAUGCAGCAGAGAAGAUGUUGGAACUAAUGGGCUUCAAAGUGCCUCCACCACAUCCACCCAAACCUGCACUAAAAACUGAUGAAAAAGUGCCAAUGAAGAAGACAGGUGAUGGCAGAAAAGUUACAUUUUUUGAGCCAGGCUGUCCUGAAGAGGGAGCUUCAGUCUCUACAGGCCAUAAGGAUGAUGAGUUCAGAAUGCCAUAUUUAAGCCAUCAGCAGCUCCCAGCAGGAAUCCUGCCAAUGGUGCCAGAAGUGGCUCAGGCUGUGGGUGCCAAUCAAGGACAUCACACCAAAGACUUCAGCAGGCCCCCAAUUAACCCAGCCAAGGCCACAUUUACGGCAAUGAUCGCACGGGAACUGCUCUAUGGUGGCACAUCUCCAACAGCUGAGACUAUUUUGAAAAAUAACAACAGUCUUGCACACCUUCCUCUCGGACCACUUACACGUCCAUCAGAGCAACUUGAAUAUCUUUCCAGAGUACAAGGACUUGAGGUGGAGUAUAAAGAUUUCCCCAAGAACAACAAAAAUGAAUUUGUUUCUUUGAUAAACUGUUCUUCUCAGCCACCCCUCAUCAGUCAUGGAAUUGGUAAAGAUGUGGAAUCAUGCCAUGAUAUGGCUGCCCUUAAUAUAUUGAAAUUAUUGUCAGAUUUGGACCAACAAACAAAUGAUAAAACAGGAAAUGGACCAAUGUCAGUGAAAGCUGAUUAGUGCUUCUUGUCUAACCAGACAUCUUUGUCAAUAAGGACAUUGUGAGGUAGGGUCAAACAGAAUUGUGAAGUGCGGCAUGUGACAGCAAUGGAUCGAAGAUUCAUUGGAAAGCAUGCUGGGAGUCUCCACAUUAAAUGAUGUGAAAAAACCAGAAGAAAACGGAAAAAUCUCUCCUAAAACCAGUUAACCCCAUAGGAGGAGAAAAGAGGGAAAAACUGAUGACUACCUUGUGGUGCGAAACAGAGCUAUGAAAAAACAAAACGGAGAACAAUCGGAUGCGUACCUUUACAGUUUCAGUGCACUGCAGUGUCUAAAUUAAUAUCAUUGAUAACCCAUUGACAGUGUUUACCGUUAAAUGGCUCUUAAUUAAAGUGGGCUAUUUUGUUAAUUCAUGGUUGUUUGUUUCUUAGAAAUAAAUUAGUUGAUUUAAAGGAUAUCAUAUCCAGAUAUGUGGUUUUUAAUUUUUGAAAUAAAAAUCUAUACGUUAAAAGAAACUCUUUAUAAAUUAAGUUUUCUUCAGUGUGGCUACUGAUUUAAGUUGUUUGUAGAAAGGAUUUCUAUUUAUUUUCUUUGCCAAGUCCGUCAUGGAGGUGUCAGUCUUUGAUGUAAAACUACAUUACUGGAUAUGAUGAAGCUAAAUAAAAAGUUUAAAAUGCAAAAUAAAUUUAAUUGAGCGCUCUAACAGGAAACCAGAAAAGUUACGUACAUCUCCAUGUAGGGCCUAAAGGGUUUUUGUGAUUUGUAAUGUUUGUAUUGUCAUAGUAAAAUGGGCACUAACAUUUCUAUUUCAUAUAGUCCAAGAAUGAAACCUUUUUGCCAAGUUUUUGUAGUGCUUAAACUUGUCAUUGUUUACCAUACACAUUUUUUUCUCCCUAUGGAAUGUAAGUAAAACUUGUGCACAUUACAUUCAAAAAUAAACAAGUGUUGGUCCAUUUUUUUUCUGCCAACCUCCCAAA
This is a messenger RNA of Polypterus senegalus (gray bichir), 3334 nucleotides long. It is a transcript of the gene stau1, whose product is annotated as staufen double-stranded RNA binding protein 1. The transcript is spliced from 19 exons. The record is from RefSeq and is a predicted model, not a curated record. NCBI's taxonomy places the organism in Eukaryota, Metazoa, Chordata, Cladistia, Polypteriformes, Polypteridae. Bases 276 to 2378 code for a protein of 700 amino acids.